AUUAAUGACAACUCGAACGGUGGCGAGGAAAAAAAAAAUUACUACAUCUAUCGACUUGACAGUUCGCACAAAUAACGUAGUCACCCUUGCGUUUUUGAAGGUUGCUUUUUUUGUUUACAUCCAACACUGCCGAGCCAUGCUUCAUUUUCCAGUUCCGUGCUCCAACCACGCCCCUUUUUCCGGAUCCGCCCUCAACCCGCCCAUUGCCGGCUGAAUACAGAACAACACCGAUUAAACUUCAUAUUCACUGUUACUGAUACAUUGUGCAGAAAGAUAAUAGAAGCACAAAUAUAAUUUUUUUUUUGAAAAUUUGGAACAUUACAUUCAGUUUUCUGCAGUGACGUUUUAAAGUCACUCUAGCGCGCCAGGUUUUUAAAUGACCCGCUCGCACUUUCCUCCCUUUCUCACAGAUACAGCAGCCAGUUUGAGAUCAGGCGCAAAGCUCAACGCGCCAGCUCAGUCUAUCAAAGCAACUGAACUACUAACACAUAUUAGCUGGUAGCAGAACAAGACUGAUGAAUCAAUUGUUUCCGCAAUUUGUAGAUCGUCUAAUUUUUAAAUCGGGGAACCCUGUAGUCAAAUGAACUGAACUGUUGGCUCUUUCGUUGAAAACGUUUUUGUAAAGAAAAAAAACACUGAAAGGAGAAACAUCCAAGCAUAUAUCUCUACGUGUAAAGGAGUAUUUUAAGGAUAUAAUGUCAAGAAAGUGCGUGCAGACUGAGCUUAAGACGACUACAAAGAAUGAAGUGACCAAAGAAAGUGCACGUUCUAGAAAAAGGAAAGCAGAUGUUGCUAUUUACCUGCAGGACCCAGACGAAGUAGCAGCUGAUAUGACAAAGAAAAAGCAAUAUGAAAUUCAGACCUGUUGGAAUUCUGCCACAGGAUGCACAAGUCCGUGCAGGCUUAUUCCCACACCCGACAAAGAAGAUGAACCAGUUAUAAUGAGUACAGGAAGCUGUAUGCAGUAUAGGUUUAAAAACAUCUUCGUCACUCCUGUAAGGGCUUCUCCGCUACCAGUUCUGGGCUGGGCCAACAAAGAUGAUGUGUGGGAUAACUUGCUUAAGAAAGAUAAGACAUACCUGCGUGACAAACACUUUAUGAAAAGGCAUCCACAUCUCCAACCAAAAAUGAGGGCCAUUCUACUUGACUGGCUAAUGGAGGUGUGUGAGGUCUACAAACUUCACAGGGAGACAUUUUACUUGGCCCAGGAUUUCUUUGACCGGUUUAUGGCAACACAAACUGACGUUGUCAAAACCAGGUUACAGCUUAUUGGCAUUUCCUCGCUGUUUGUUGCUGCAAAGUUGGAGGAAAUAUAUCCUCCCAAGCUGUACCAGUUUGCUUAUGUUACUGAUGGUGCUUGUACAGAAGAUGAAAUCCUUCAUAUGGAGCUUAUAGUAAUGAAGGAGUUAAAAUGGAGUUUGAGUCCCUUGACGACUUUAUCCUGGCUCAACAUUUACAUGCAAGUUGCAUACCUGAAGGACAGCACAGAAACAAGCAAACUGUUGAUUCCACACUAUCCACAGGCCACAUUUGUGCAAAUAGCAGAGCUUAUAGACCUGUGUGUGCUGGAUGUCGGGUGUUUGGAAUAUCCAUAUGGAGUGUUAGCUGCAUCAGCUUUGUUUCACUUUUCGUCACUUGAACUUGUGCAGAAAGUUUCAGGUUUUGAAUGGAGAGACAUUGAGGAGUGUGUGAGGUGGAUGGUUCCCUUUGCCAUAUCUAUAAGGGAAGUGGGCACCUCUGGUUUAAAGAAGUUCAAAGGCAUCUCUCCAGAGGACACGCACAACAUACAGACUCAUUCUGUUCUCCUGGAGUGGCUGGACAGAGCUUCUGCUCAUCGGGCACUCGGUUCAGAGAAGGGUCGAAACUCUCCAGUGCCCUCUGGUGUUCUUACCCCUCCUCACAGUAGUGAGAAAACGGAGAUACUUAAGUCCUGAAUGAACUGGGAUCCAGACAUGUGACCUGAAAGAAUAAAUGCACCAGCAACCACAAAAGAUGUAUUUAAAAAAAAAAAAAAAAAAAAAAAAAAA
Messenger RNA from Polyodon spathula (Mississippi paddlefish), 2027 nucleotides. Its product is annotated as G1/S-specific cyclin-E1-like. NCBI's taxonomy places the organism in Eukaryota, Metazoa, Chordata, Actinopteri, Acipenseriformes, Polyodontidae. Gene Ontology annotation, biological process: regulation of cyclin-dependent protein serine/threonine kinase activity; G1/S transition of mitotic cell cycle. Gene Ontology annotation, cellular component: cytoplasm; nucleus; centrosome. Gene Ontology annotation, molecular function: cyclin-dependent protein serine/threonine kinase regulator activity. The record is from RefSeq and is a predicted model, not a curated record. The coding region runs from base 696 to 1934 and encodes 412 amino acids. The transcript has 12 exons.